Molecule: messenger RNA, 477 nt
Organism: Tinamus guttatus (white-throated tinamou)
Lineage: Eukaryota; Metazoa; Chordata; Aves; Tinamiformes; Tinamidae
Gene: LSMEM1
Product: leucine rich single-pass membrane protein 1
Source: RefSeq, a predicted model, not a curated record
AUGGAGAGGCCUUCUUUGGAGAUCAGCCUGCCCAAUACUCCAGAAGAGGGAAAACUCUACGUAGUGGAUUCCUUAAAUAACCUCAACAAACUAACCGUUUGUCCCGAUGACGCCCAGCACGUGCUAGAUGAAGAAGAUGAGAACACUGGUGGUACUGGAGGAUACACGGCAUGGAGCAACAUAAGAAACCAAUGCUUGUUCGUCGUCACCUUGAUUCUUACUUUGAUUGUCAGUUUGGCACUUGUUUCAUUCGUAAUAUUCUUAAUAAUUCAAACUAGGAACAAGAUGGACCAACUAUCAAGCAGACUAAUAUCUGAAAGGAAAAGCAUUGAAGAGCUUAAGAAAAUGAAUGAUAUGAUAUUAAAGCAUCUAAAUCAAUCGGGAAUUAAGGAAAAGGAGAGAGACAUCUUCCCACUAAAUCCCGACCUUCAUGAAUUCUUAUUCACACAAGCUGAGCUGAAAAUCCCUGGAGAAUAG